GGAUUUCGGGGUGUCUUGAGAGACUAUGGAGAUGGAUUAAAGGGACGGUGCACCGCAAAACUGGAGCAGCACGCGCGAGCACGCCGGGGGGGAAGGGGGCGACGGGACUCGGUGAAUUCACGGAGCCCCCGGGACAGAGGCCUGGACUGGUCCCACCCCAAGAUGACUUCCCCCAAAAACAAAGCCAAGAAGAAACAACCCAAAGACAGUAUGACGCUGCUGCCAUGCUUUUAUUUUGUAGAGCUCCCCAUCGUCCUGUCCUCCUUGGUGUCCCUGUACUUCCUGGAACUGACAGAUGUGUUGUCCCCCGCGAUGGUGGGCUUCCGUUGCCACGACCGUGACCUGUCCAUGCCCUACGUGGAGACGGGUGAUGAGCUUAUCCCUCUGCUGAUGCUGCUGAGUUUGGCCUUCGCUGGUCCUGCAGCAUCUAUUAUGAUGGGGGAGGGCCUGAUGUACUGCUUGCAGUCCAAACUGAAGACGUGUCCCAAGUCGGAGAGCAGCAUCAAUGCUGGAGGCUGCAGCUUCAACUCCUUCCUACGCAGAACCGUGCGCUUCGUCGGUGUUCAUGUGUUCGGUCUCCUGGCAACAGCCCUGGUGACAGAUGUCAUCCAGUUAGCUACCGGUUACCACGCCCCUUUCUUCCUCACCGUCUGCCAGCCCAAUUACACGGCUCCGGGGGUGUCAUGUGACAACAGUGCCUACAUCACACGGGACAUUUGUAUGGGGAAAGACCAAUAUGCCAUCAUGUCAGCCAGGAAAACAUUUCCAUCCCAGCAUGCAACGCUCUCUGGCUUCGCUGCUGUCUAUAUCUCCAUGUAUUUCAAUACCAGCAUCAGCAGCACGACCAAGUUGCUGAAGCCGUUGCUGGUCUUUUUUUUCUGCAUGGCGGCGGGCCUCGCCGGGCUGACGCAGAUAACUCAGCACCGCAGUCACCCGAUAGACGUCUACGUGGGAUACGUCAUAGGAGCCGGCAUCGGAGUCUACCUGGCUGUGUUUGCAGUUGGAAACUUCAAAGCAUCAGACGAAGAUGCUCCCUCUUUACAGAGACUGGCCCCAGCUCAGCAGAAGGACGGCCUGAGGGUGCUGAGCCAGCGGAGCCACGACUCCCUGUACAGGAAGACUCCCAGGGUGUCUGAGAGCAGAGAGGAGCUGGGGGUGGGGCUCGGGUCCGGGGCCCGUUGUAAGGUGAGGAGGGAAAAGGCCUCCCUGGCCUCACUUAAACGAGCGAGUGCUGAUGUGGAGCUCCUGGCGACCCGCGGUCCCAUGGGCAAAGAAACCAUGGUAACCUUCAGCAACACCUUGCCCCGAGUCGCAAACGGCAACAGCCCCAUCUCCCCCUCAGACGAGCUCCCUGCCACGCAGCGUCACAUGACCUUCCAUGUGCCCUUUGACCCCCAGAGGUCUCGGCAGAUGGUGUCAGAGUGGAGGCAGCGCUCGCUGGACCUCCGCAGCCAGAGCUCGCGAGACGACGAGGAGGAGGGAAUGGACGGGAGGGAUGGAGGAGAUGAAGGAGGAGCAGCGGCAGGAGAAGGAGACCAGGAGAUGCCUUCGUCUCUUUAUCCCACAGUGCAAGCCAACAAGGGCACCGCCACACCGACUGGAGCCAGGAUGGUGGUGGCACCCCCACUCGUUUACAUCCCUGAGGAGGCCUCUCGUCCGCCGCCUGUCUCCCCAAAGAGUGCCAAGACCCGCGCCAAGUGGCUGUCACUCACCGAGGGAGGAGGGGGGAAAGAGCCGGGAGCCGGGCCGAUUGCUGUGUCGACUCCCCGCGUUCCCAACACGCAGCCCAACCAGCCGCCCAGCCAGCAAAGAGUCACUCAGGUGAUAGCCAUGUCUAAGCAGCAGGGUCACGGAGCCACUUCGUCCACUAAGACGUCAGAAGGUGGCUCCUCCUCCGGUGGCGGGUCCAACUGCUCCGAGUCGCCCUAUUACCGGAUCCCAUCCGAUCGAGACAGCUGCACAGGCAGCAACCCAGGGAGCAUCGCUGGCAGCGGGAGCAUCGUCACAAUCGACGCUCACGCCCCUCACCACCCGGUGGUGCGUGUGUCGGCCGCUAAUGGCAAGCCGUGGGAGUGGAGGAACACCAUCAGCGGCAACAUGAUGGCCGCCGACACGGCGGGGGACAAACACCGUGCAUCGAUGCAGCGGCAGGACAAUGUCAACCACUACCGGGAUUACCGGACGCUGCCCUUGAAAGCGGACUUGCUCUGCUCCUCCUCGGCCGGCGGCGGCGCCGAAGGAGGUCUCGAGUUGCCUCCCCCACCUCUCCCCACCUCCUCCUCCCCUCUGCCUCACCCUCCUCAGCUGUUGUCAUCCCCUCUACCGCCGCCGCCUCCCCACUCGUCUCCUUCACCCUUGCCUCCCCCUCCCCACCCAAGCUCCUCUCCAAUGCUUCCCCCGCUCCCUCACCCUGGCUCGUCUCACAUGCCUCCCCCUCCUCACCUGUCCUCUCAGAUGGCCCCGCCACCCCUCCCAUCGUCCUCGCAAAUGCCCCCGCCUCCUCACCCAUCCUCCUGUCAAAUGCCCCCUCCACUUCAUCCAUCCUCCAGUCAAAUGCCCCCACCUCCUCACCCGUUCUCCUGUCAAAUGCCCCCGCCUCCACAUCCGUCCUCUUCCCCUUUGCCACCACCGCCUCACACCGCAUCCUCCAUGCCUCUACCUCCUCACCCAUCCUGCUCCAGCAUGCUUCCCCCUCCUCCCCAUCCCGACUUACUGAUGGACGGCCACAGCCAGGCGCUGUCCCGCUCCUCCACCCUGCCUCGUCGGCCCUCCGCCCGCAGCCAUGCGGAGCAGGAGCACUACUACAAGGCCAUGCAGAACGAGCGGAUGUUAUAGUCAGGACAUCAUUGUCAUAUCAAUGAUCGUACUUCAGGAGACUCAGCUGAAAGAGACAGUGAAACAAAGGAGGUUGUGGCAGGUGAAGAGAAAUGUAUGACUUUUGAAAAAUGACAAAAAAAGGUUUAGAGACUCUGAGACCAGAGCAGCAGUUUUUGGUCAAAAUGCUGGAAAUGAAGAGGCAGCAAGGGGCAGAGGACCACGGGGAGGUCUGGCAGCUCACACACACUCAGCAGGGGAUCUCAUUUACUCCUGCUCACACGUAUUGCCCACAGCGCCGGCUCAACGCUUCUGACUGGGAAAAGAACAGACAAGAGAAGAAAGGGAAGUCACAAAGUGCAGGGUGAAGAAUUAAAAAAGCCCUUGUUCACCUAGUUUCGACACGCACAUCCUCCGCGUUUCUUUACUACACAUUCAGGGGGAGGAGUGGAAGAGGCUGCAGCUGAAAGAGAGAUAUCACAAUGAACGGCCUGGGAUUUGCUAAAUCAAAUUUCCCUUGAGAGGGGGGAUAAGACUGAGGAAAGAAAACAACUACAGGCAAUACUAGCUCUCCUUAAACCCGGCACAGCUGUUUGAGAUUGCCAGCCACAAUACACAGUUUGCAGUUGUAACCGGCUGAAACACUCAGUGCUUCAAAGAAAAGAAUGCAGUAACGUUAAGUUCAACCACAGGUUGAAGAGUGCUAGCCACAACCCACAAAAGCAUGAGCGUCUUUCAAUACACAAACCAAAUGGGGAAAUUUAUGUUUCACACCAAGUAAAUUUGUCAGCAUCCACCAGACUGAGCCGGCUUAGGAAGCGUCGCUUUCUGGUUUGGGGUGUGAGAAGGAGGAGGAGGGGUGGGCAUAAGGAGGAUCAUGCACAGUUGGGCACCCCUAUACAGACGUCACCGCAUGGAUUACUGUUGUAAACAUGAGAGGCGGUGGAAUGGAAGGAGAAUUGUUCCCGAAAGUGAAGAGAAUGGCUGGGCUGAGCAGCACAGCGAGCCAGCGAGCCAGCCAGUCUGUCUUUGCUGUGUGCAAAACCUGCCACGGAGCCUGAAGCAGCGCUCAGGAGAUUAGCGUUUGUUUAUCAAACCGUGCUUGCGCACUCUUCCCUCCGUAGCCCUUCGCGUCUGGCCGGCUCCCUGGCAAAUCACAAUGGUGACGGGAGUGUUAAUGGAAAGCUGCCCAGGCGAUGGUGCAGCCCGCCAUCAUCAGCCACAUGCACAUUGCCUCAAGCAGGACGAGUGCGACUAACGGUCUCUGUUUAUACCUGUUAGAAUUUGAAAGAUGUUGGUACCACUUUCUAACCAUGCAUACCUUAUUAGGGGUUUGUAAGUUGUUAAUGAUCGUUAAUUUGUGCUUUAUAGAUCAGAAAUAAGGAAUAUUGUAUUAAUGUGUUCUUAUCUACAAAAAUAGCUUUCAUUGUCUUUUUAUCGAGCUAUUUCAUUUUUCAGGUAGAGCUCCUCAGGAAGGCUAAUACAAUAUUUACA
This is a messenger RNA of Anarrhichthys ocellatus (wolf-eel), 4308 nucleotides long. Its product is annotated as phospholipid phosphatase-related protein type 3-like. Gene Ontology annotation, molecular function: phosphatidate phosphatase activity. Gene Ontology annotation, biological process: phospholipid dephosphorylation; signal transduction; phospholipid metabolic process. The transcript is spliced from 9 exons. Gene Ontology annotation, cellular component: plasma membrane. Lineage: Eukaryota; Metazoa; Chordata; Actinopteri; Perciformes; Anarhichadidae. Bases 163 to 2835 code for a protein of 890 amino acids. The record is from RefSeq and is a predicted model, not a curated record.